Messenger RNA from Carlito syrichta (Philippine tarsier), 1484 nucleotides. RefSeq names its product zinc finger protein 789 (gene ZNF789). Gene Ontology annotation, biological process: negative regulation of transcription by RNA polymerase II. The transcript has 5 exons. Bases 56 to 1378 code for a protein of 440 amino acids. The record is from RefSeq and is a predicted model, not a curated record. Gene Ontology annotation, molecular function: DNA-binding transcription repressor activity, RNA polymerase II-specific. Lineage: Eukaryota; Metazoa; Chordata; Mammalia; Primates; Tarsiidae.
GCCGCGGGUGGAGGCGGCGCGGCGAGAGGGUCGGAGGCGCCUGCAGCUCAGCCCGAUGGUCCGGAUCCCACCACUUAUCAAAGACCAGGCGAUGGAAGCCAUAUUCUUGACUGCCAGGGGGAAGGCGCUGCUGUCAUUUGAGGAUGUGGCAAUGUACUUCACCAGAGAGGAGUGGAACCACCUUGACUGGGCCCAGAAGGACCUCUACAGAGAUGUGAUGCUGGAAAACUACAUGAACAUGGUCUUGCUGGGAUUUCAGUUUCCCAAACCUGAGGUGAUCUGUCAGCUGGAGAACUGGGACGAGCCAUGGAUCCUGGAUCUACCGAGAGCUGGGAAUAGGAAGGCUUCCAGUAGUGCUUGCCCAGGUUCUGAAGCCAGAUACAAGAUGAAAAAACUAACUCCAAGGCAGAAAGUUGCUGAAGAUUUAGAGUCAUAUAAGAUAUCAGUGGUAAUGCAGGAAACGUCCAAGAAACUUUCAGAAAAGUUACAUAAAUGUAAGGAAUUUAUGGACAGUUGCAGGCAUGCUCUCCCUGCUAGUGGCAGUGAGUACAACAGAGGCUUCCUUCAAAAUCUUAAACUUAUUCAAGAUCAGAAUGCUGGAACAGGGUGGAAGCAGGGCAGAUAUGAUGAGAAUGGGAAACUCUUCAAUCAAAGAUCAUUGCUUUUGAGACACAAGCAAAUUCUUACGAGAGCAAAAUCCUAUCAAUGCAGUGAAUGUGGAAAAGUCAUUAGGCGCAAGGCAUGGUUUGAUCAACAUCAAAGAAUUCACUUUUUAGAGAAUCCCUUUGAGUGUAAUGUUUGUGGGCAAGCCUUCAAACAGCGGUCGGCUCUUAUGGUUCAUAAACAAUGUCACCUGCAAAACAAGCCAUAUCGAUGUCAUGACUGUGGAAAGUGUUUCCGGCAGCUUGCCUAUCUUGUUGAACAUAAGAGGAUUCAUACCAAAGAAAAACCUUAUAAAUGUAGUGAGUGUGAAAAAACAUUUAGUCAGAAUUCAACCCUUAUUCGACAUCAGUUAAUUCAUAGUGGAGAAAAACCCCACAAAUGUCCUGAGUGUGGAAAAGCCUUUGGUCGGCAUUCAACCCUCAUGUGCCAUCAGCAGAUUCACAGUAAACCGAACACGCACAAAUGCAGUGAAUGUGGACAGUCCUUUGGUCGGAAUGUGGAUCUCAUUCAGCAUCAAAGAAUUCAUACUAAGGAGGAAUUCUUUGAAUGUGGAGAGUGUGGAAAAACUUUUAGUUUCAAGAGGAAUCUUUUUCGACAUCAGGUAAUUCACACUGGCAGCAGACCCUAUAGAUGUGCCAUAUGCGGAAAAUCUUUCAAGUGGCACACAAGCUUUAUUAAGCACCAGGGAACUCACAAAGGACAGAUACCUACGUGAUAUCAACCGGAACUACUACCAUUUAGAUGCCAGAACUUACAAUCUACUCCAAGUGUGUAGAAUUUGAUUAUUUCAUGGAAAACAAUAAACAGAACUAAAUGGUUUU